Messenger RNA from Harpegnathos saltator (Jerdon's jumping ant), 2172 nucleotides. Its product is annotated as odorant receptor 4-like. The transcript has 10 exons. NCBI's taxonomy places the organism in Eukaryota, Metazoa, Arthropoda, Insecta, Hymenoptera, Formicidae. Gene Ontology annotation, molecular function: olfactory receptor activity; odorant binding. Gene Ontology annotation, cellular component: plasma membrane. The coding region runs from base 647 to 1828 and encodes 393 amino acids. The record is from RefSeq and is a predicted model, not a curated record. Gene Ontology annotation, biological process: sensory perception of smell; detection of chemical stimulus involved in sensory perception of smell.
CUCUCUUUCUCUCCCUCUCUCUAUACAUACUCUUCUCCAAUUAUUCUCUGCAAGAAAUUUUAAAUCACAAUAGUCACGUAUUUGCAACUGCGUAAGAAAAUAAUCCGACGACGAGUCUUUAACAACGUUGAUUAUUUGUUAAAAUUAUGAGGAAUAUAAUAUUUUCGUUUAUAUCUUCUCAUAAGUGGUACAUAUCAAUCGAUAGUUGCUGCGACGAUACAUAAGACUAACGACUCUGAGAUCUUCAUGAAAAGUCUAAUACAGACAACAAUUGCUUGCGAUACAAUGAAACAAAAAUAAGGAGCUAUAAAAUAAUGACUGCACCUUCACAAUCUCGAAUAAAGAAUUUCAGGCGGUAUUUUUACGGGAAAUAAACACACCCAUUAAAGUCCCCUUUUCAUUGAAUCGAUUAUUUUAUUGCCUGUGUCUACCACAGUAGACGUGUGAAAAUGCAGGUGUUUCGAUCUCACAGUGACACUUAACGGCACUUUGCAUUCCAAUUGAGUUAAAUUAAAUGAUUUAGAAUAAUGUUUACGUUGGAGGAAAGCUACUAGAUGAAAUAUUUAGUCGUUUGUACGAAAAGAAGGGAUAGACGGACCUUCGCCAAUACUCUUUCGAUCAAACACGUCUCGAUGCUUAAAGAAAGAUGAUCUGCUUUGAAACGGAAUAUUUGAACAUCGGUCGAGUACUUUUGCUUGCAGUUGGAAUGUGGCCUUAUAAACAAUCGAAGCUCAUUUCACUUCAAGUAAUCUUGUGUUAUACUCUUCUGCUAAGCAUCAUGAUAGUGCAGUUUACACCAUUCUUGACUGCAGAAUGUAGUCCUGAUCUUGUCAUCAAAAUUCUAUCAAUGGUAUUAUUUUGCAGCACAUAUACGAUUAUAUAUAAUUCAUUCCAGAUUAAUAAACACAUCAUACGAUCUCUUAUGGAUCAUCUUCAACGUAUUUUUAAUACAAUAAAAGAUGACUAUGAAAUCGCUAUUUUAAGAAAAUAUGGGUAUAACGCAAGAUGCUAUGAGUUUGCUUGUGCAGUGUUUAGCAUGUGCUGCUUCUUUAUUGUUUUUAUGCAGCCAUGGUGGCCACGCAUAUUGAACAUUCUACCGUUCAUAAAUAUUUCUGAAUCGUAUCACGCAAUGUAUUUCAUAACUGAAUAUUUUGUUGAUGAUGAAAGAUAUUUAUAUUUGAUUAUGCUGCACAUAAAUAUGGUUUUUUGUGUAGGAACAUUUGUAGUACUAGCAGCUGGUACGUUUCUUAUAGCAUGUGCUAAAUGUAAUUGCGGAAUGUUUACAAUUGCCAGCUACCGUGUCGAGCAUGCAAUGGAUAUUUAUAUUCCGCAAAGAAUUGAUUUGAAGAACGAAUUUAUGAUCACUAAUAAAAUAAUUCAGGCUGUGGAUAUUCAUCGUAAAUCUAUGAAGCUCAUCAGAGACUUUAUUUCUACCUUCGAACGUACGCUUUUUUGUAUAAUAAUAAUCAGUGUGGUUUGCCUGAGUCUCAAUUUUUAUCGAAUUUUUCAGGUUGUGUCGUUUGAUGGCAAUGUCGAGGAGUUUAUAGUACAUUCCACAGUUGUAUCUAUCAUUUUUAUAUAUAUAUUCAUAAUCAACUAUUUCGCGCAAGAAAUUUUAGAUCACAAUAACGAGAUAUUUAUAGCCGUAUAUAACACUCGCUGGUAUACAGCUCCUUUAUGUAUACAGAAAAUGAUAUUGUUCUUGUUGCAAAGAGGUACGAGAGGUUUUAAUCUGAAGAUCGGUGGAUUAUUCUUGGCAUGUUUAGAAAGUUCUGCCACACUAAUAAGUACCUCUAUGUCUUAUUUCACUGUACUUUGUUCGAUGUAACAUUGACAUAAGGAUAUCUAUCGUUUCGGGGUACAGUAGAAGAUACGUGCAUUAUCUAUAAUAAGCGAAUGCAUAAUAUGCUUAAAAAUAUAUUUCAUAAAUUUUAUAUGUGAUUCAAGCGUGCUAAGCUCACAAACGUUUAGCAGGUGUCACUAAAAAUUCUAACUCGGAUGUUUAGAACUAAUGAGACUAAAUCCAGAAUUGAGAUAAUUUGUAAUUAUACUGAACCACAGAUUAACUAAUUUUUACGCGACAAAAAAUGACUCAAAACCAUUAAAUAUAUAUGUGUGUAGUGUUUUAUUUAUUUUAGCUUCUUAAUUUUUCGCAAUCCUGUCUCUUUUUCU